Alosa sapidissima (American shad) is the source of this 1985-nucleotide messenger RNA. RefSeq names its product RAB32a, member RAS oncogene family (gene rab32a). Gene Ontology annotation, biological process: vesicle-mediated transport. The transcript is spliced from 3 exons. Bases 271 to 912 code for a protein of 213 amino acids. Gene Ontology annotation, molecular function: GTP binding; GTPase activity. Lineage: Eukaryota; Metazoa; Chordata; Actinopteri; Clupeiformes; Clupeidae. Gene Ontology annotation, cellular component: trans-Golgi network; vesicle; Golgi apparatus. The record is from RefSeq and is a predicted model, not a curated record.
CUCCCCUCAGCGCCCAACCACGGACCAGACAAGGAUAAAAAGUGAACUAAAGAAAGUUUAUCCGAGACUCGACUCUUCCGGUCCUGUGACUUAUCAGGUGGUUGUUGGGUAGGAGGAGAGGAGUGAGGCACAGUGCGUUCUACUCCCUUACCACCCACCCGACGGGCCGCUGCUACAUCGCAUAACGCUAACUGAAAAAGAGCAAGUAGCGGAACUUGAAAGUUUGUGAAACCUUUUCCCUUUCAACUGUCACCGGAGUUGUUGUGUGCCAUGGCCGGAGGUUCAGUUACGGAAUGUAAAGAGUAUUUAUUUAAAGUGUUGGUAAUAGGCGAACUGGGGGUGGGGAAGACCAGCAUCAUCAAGCGGUACGUUCACCAACUUUUCUCCCAACACUACCGGGCAACCAUCGGCGUGGAUUUCGCACUAAAAGUAAUUAAUUGGGACAGUAAAACGCUGGUCAGACUGCAGCUAUGGGACAUAGCAGGACAGGAGCGCUUUGGCAACAUGACGCGUGUCUACUACAAGGAGGCGGUCGGCGCGUUUGUUGUGUUUGAUGUGACCCGUGGCUCCACCUUCGAGGCGGUGGCCAAGUGGAAGCACGACCUGGACAGCAAGGUCAAGCUGGCCAACGGCGGCCCCAUCCCUUCCGUGCUGCUGGCCAACAAGUGCGACCAGAAGAAAGACUCGUCCAACAACGCCAACCUCAUGGACAACUUCUGCAAGGAGACCGGCUUCCUGGGAUGGUUUGAGACCUCGGCCAAGGAGAACAUCAACGUGGAUGAGGCAGCUCGGUGUCUGGUGGAGCACAUCCUGCAGAAUGACAAGGGCCUUCCGUACGAGGAGAGCAAUGGUGACCGCAUUCGCCUGGACCAGGACACUGCCACCGCAGAGAGCAAGUCGGGCUGCUGCUAGCGUUGCCGCAUUACACUACGCUAUGCGACAUGAAGCGUCAUAGUGGGCACCGCCAUCUUUUGCCCUUUGUGAACCCAAUCCCCAUGACCUUUGAUCUUUGGACUCCCGAGCAUGCUCACAACGGACGGGAUCUACACCGCUAGUCCUGCCCAGAGAGUGGGACCUAUCUCAGAGGCAUCUGACUCCGUUAUCACACUACCCACAAUCCUUCUCUUCAGCAUGCUGUCUUGUGCGUGUGCCCUUUGUUUUGUCCAUCCUCCUCUCAUCUGUUCUAUCUCUUUCUCUCAUGGAUGUUAUAACCACUUUUAACUGUGUGUGUGUUCCUCUGUGUUUGUUUUUGUAUGUGUGUGUGUGUGUGUAUGUGUGUAUGUGUCUGUGUGUGUGUGAGAGAGAGAGAGUGUGAAUGUGACUGUUUGUGCGCCUCACAAACAGACUCAUGGGGAGAGCACACACACACCGACACAACUUCCUCCCGACUGUGACUGUGCCAGCAGUUUUUUUUUUUUGUUGCUGAAGGGGAGACUGUUCCACCAGCGCACUCCGAAUGCUGGGUAUAGUAGUGUGUAAUCCCACAGUAGAUAAAUAUUCAGUACAAGGCCUCUGCUCAUUUUAAUAGUACAUAUAGUGCACAUCUCUCAUACAAACACAUGGUUACAACUAGACCAAUAAGAAUUAAACGGCUGCAUUAAAUUAUAGGAAAUAACUCAAAACCAUAGGUGUAUCAGAGAGGUUCCCAUUAGGACCUGUGUGUGUGUGUGUGCAUGCGCGCGCCUUUGGCUGACAUACACUUUUGUUUAAAGAGAGUGCUACCCCGAACUGGUCUGUUUAUAUGAACAACAGUAUACAGACACCUUUGGUACUAGUGAGUCUUAACCUAUGGUAUUUAAUGUUUUAACAUUGUGUGUGGUGAGGGAACUGCCCCUCUCCACUCUGCCCUUUUGUUCAGCAAUGAAUCAAGUGUCUUUUUUUUUUUUACAAAAUGGAGGACUGUCAGUAAUAGUCCAGUUUACAUGAGAAAAAAAAAAAACACCUUUGACGGGGAUCAAAAGAAUAAAGCUUUUAUUGAACUUUUA